AUGAAGAGCUUGCUCUUGGCCCUUGUGGUCCUUGCCUUGCUCUCCUGUGUUCCACCAGUUAGAAGUGGACCGAAUAUGUAUAUAAGAAGAGUCUUUUCUACAUGCUGGCGAUCCAAAGGUGUUUGCAGGAAGUCAUGUGGAAAAAGGGAAGAAUAUCAUAUUUUUUGUGAUAGUGCAUUUCUGUGCUGCAUUGACAAAAAGUAUUUACCUAUACAGAUUGGAAAAUAAGUAUCUGAGUACCUGGGGCUCCUUCUGAUUUCCUCUGGGGACCCAGAUCUUUCUCAGUUGUACCA
Callorhinus ursinus (northern fur seal) is the source of this 293-nucleotide messenger RNA. RefSeq names its product defensin beta 135 (gene DEFB135). Gene Ontology annotation, biological process: innate immune response. NCBI's taxonomy places the organism in Eukaryota, Metazoa, Chordata, Mammalia, Carnivora, Otariidae. The record is from RefSeq and is a predicted model, not a curated record. Gene Ontology annotation, cellular component: extracellular region.